GUGAAGCAUAAAGUGAUGCGAAAACUGAAUGUAAAUAAACACUGAAUUGAAUGAGAAAUUGACGUUUGGUUUGACUCUUGAAAAGUAACAGCUCUUCGGCGGUGACGACGACGAGGAGGACAGCAGUCGGUGGACGCCAUGUCUGAUAUGACACAUACGGACUCCGAUCUGAUCAAGAAAACCAAGAAAACGUGCGAAAAGAUAUCGGAAAACAUGUAUAUCUUAGGCAAUGAGCCAUCGCUGGCCUGUUUCCGACUCCAAGAGCACUGCCAUAAGUCUGUACCGCAACUGAUGGACAAAAUGAGUGAAAUGAAGAAAACGGAGAAACGAUUGAAAGGAAACUUCUAUGACUUGGAGUACUCUAUCGGUGCACUCAAAUCGAUGGCCGGAACCGAAAGCCACUUCCAGAACGUUCAGGAAUUGCUUAAGAACUCAGUCUUUUUGAAGCAACAAAUUGAUUACGAAGAGAGUAUUAGACAACGGGUUUUGAACACUUCGGGAGCCACCGCUUCGGCCAAUCAUCCCAUCAAUUCGGCCAAUCGGAGAGCGUUUCAGCGUUUUUCGGGUUCCUUUGAUUUGCCGACGUCUUUGAUCCCGGCGUCCAUCGCGAGCGUCACCUCCAGUGCCAGCGCUGACCUCAAAGACUUGCGAAAUGUCAUCAAUCAGUUCACGUCUACUCCGACGACCGUCAAGAGGAACAGAACCGCUUCCCUGUCGUCCACUCAAUCACUUAAACGCAACUCAGAUAUACCGCAACAAACCAGCGAUGAGUCCGCAGCACAAGAACAAGAGGCUAACCCCGAGUCCAUUGAAGACAAUCAAUGA
This is a messenger RNA of Medioppia subpectinata, 825 nucleotides long. The record is from the annotation of a GenBank genome assembly. Lineage: Eukaryota; Metazoa; Arthropoda; Arachnida; Sarcoptiformes; Oppiidae.